GCACAACUCCGCUUUUGCACAGCAUCAUCAUGAGCAAGCUUUUGCUUUUGAUUUUUGCCUUUGCAAGUUUGGAGGGGCCUGCAAGAGGCGGAAACCUGCUGGCCAAGCCUGCACGCGUCCCAUUCACGGACGAAGACAAAGACGCCGUCAUUCUCGUACACGCGAGUGUCCGCAUCCAGCGCCAGUGUCAGGACCUUUUCGUCCACAUUGCGGACGAUGGAAAACUGCUCGAGAGUAGAACACACAUCGGAGACAUUGCGACCUCUCACACCGACCAGUUCGGCCUGCAAUGGAUGCACGUUAGCGUCGACCUGCGUCGUUUACCUCUCGGAGCAACAACUGUCGGAGUUACUCUGUGCGGAGCUGCUGUCUUUACCAAGGUGGUGAAGGCACAGUUGAAAGAACGACUUACAUACACCGUAGACAACAUCCGUGGAAAACUCUUAGACCCAAACGGUUUCGCUUUCAUCUUGUUUGGCUCCUACAUCUAUGGAGUCACUACUGAGGUCGAGAGAGCUGUCCCAGAGGCAGAGAUUCCGUUUGGUAUAACGAGGAAAAGUGUUUUCCAAGUGUUAAUGAAACAAUGUUGUAACUUACACAGGGAUGAACUGGAUUGGUCCCUAUCUCAGUGAAGCAAAGGGGCACACCAAUGAAACUUGGACCACCAUUCUCGCAUUUCUGGACAGGUUUCUAUACAAUACAUUGUGUACAACAAAAACUAAACACUAGUCUAACUCUACAGGUGUGAGGAGAUGGGCGUUCAUGUGCACUAUGAUCUCCACCAGCUGGCCACCCUCCCAGACACACCCAGCAAAUGGCAGCUGAUGGAGACGGAGAUUAAAACAGUCAUGAACCACCCUGCAGUCGCCGCGUAUUAUUUGGCAGAUGAACCGGGUGGAAAUGGGAUUGAUCCCGCCCUGCUCGAAAAGGCAUACGAUUUUGUUAAGGGAGUGGAUCCAAACCGACCGAUCACUGAGGUGUUCUGCUGCGUCGAUCCAGCAAAGUACAUCAAUAGCUUUGACAUUGGUAUGGCAGAUCCUUACCCAAUCCCUACAUCUUCUCCAUUCAUUAUAACUGUGAAGGUCAAUCAGCUAAUUGCCACUGGAAAACCAUUCUUUAUAGUCGUCCAGUCAUUUGGAGGAGGAGAGAUAUGGGAGAGACAGCCAACCCCUGCAGAGGAACGUGCUAUGACAUAUAUAGCAAUGUUGACUGGGGCUAUUGGAAUCCAGUACUUUGUGAGGAGUCCGGGCCAGUUUCCGUAUGCUGAGACCUCAUGGUCAGAGUGUCGCCGGCUUUCGCUGGAGUUUCGCGAGCUGUCGUCGGCCAUCUUGAUCGGGGGCCCCAGGGUAAACGUGACCCCUUCAAUUAGCCAGAUAUUGGCCACUGGCUGGGGGGAGAGGGUGAACGGAACGUGGGUGGUGGCAGCAGUCAACGUGGAAAAUUCACCAGUCACUCUUCCUCUGCCUCCUCGUCGCUCCCUGCCUGCACGUCGUGCCUUAUUCCCGGCCGCUGUUGACGUAGUCGCGCGUCUCCCGCCUCUUGGGGCUACGGCCUGUGUGAAAACAGCAUACAGAUUCCCUCCAAUCAAAUCCACUCAGGUGAAUCCGGCGAACCUGUUAGCCAACCCGUCGUUUGAGCAGGUCACCAGUCCCAGUGGUCCCGACGGAGCCUACCUCAAUGUACCAGCUGACCACGGGAGCACCUACCUCACAGACACCAGGUUCUCGGUGGACGGACUGCACAGUCUGCAGCUCACGACACCGACCAAGGGCCAGGGAUUCACCGUGGAGCCAUUCAACAUACGACUGGACAAAGACACAGAGUAUGAGUUGACGUUCUGGGCCGUGUCCCGUCAGGCAAACCUGACCCUCCUCUUCAGUUUUUCUGACCUCACACCAGCCUGUGAGUCUCCAGUAACAGUACACUGUGUACAUAGCUCAUAAUUUACAGAUAAUCACUCAAUCUGCAACCACACAAACAAUACUUUACCGUUGAUUCAUAACUUGCACUUUUGCUUCUUUAAGCAAGCAGCAUGUUUGUAGCAUUUUCUCAGUGAAGGAUAACCACAUAGUAAUGUUUGCUGGUUCUCUUCAAAUGGAAGCUGCAACAUUUCAGACGAGCACUGAGUGGAGCAAGUACUCUGCCAGCCUCACAGCCACAGCUACCACUGACAGAGUUGAUGCUGUUAACUACCAGCUGGUGAGUGCUGGGACCGUGUGGAUUGAUCUACUACAACUGAUACCCUCACCCUAAUGACAUAGUAACGGUUUUGGCGAGCAAAGCAAACCUAACCUCUUGUUUCAAUGUUUUGUGUAUUAUGUUUGUAGACAACUCUGUCCAUACCGCAAUGUUGUAGUACGU
Messenger RNA from Geodia barretti, 2361 nucleotides. Lineage: Eukaryota; Metazoa; Porifera; Demospongiae; Tetractinellida; Geodiidae. The record is from the annotation of a GenBank genome assembly.